AUGUCUUGUUACAAAAUUAUGCUUUUUAUCGGCAUCAACGAUAUGGUGGCUAUUACGGUAAAUUCGAUUAUCACUGGGUAUUCGCUGAUUGUUGGUGUUGUCUACUGUGCCGAACCCAACUUUCAAUAUUUUGCGGGAGCCAUCGGACUGGCCACCUGGUGCAGCGCCUGUCUGGCCUGCUUAAUUUUGGUGUUCAAUCGUAUUUGUGCGCUAUGGAAACCGACUCUAGUUGAAGCCAUCUUUGGAGGGAAUAAGGCCUAUUUUAUCAUGGGUUUUCCGUUGGUCUAUUGCAUGUGGUUCAUCUUCUGCACCCCGCCGAUCCUAUUUUCAUCCCCACGGGAGGGCUGGUUCCUGUAUCCAUUUUUUGAAGACGCCCAAAAAUUCUUUACCGAAUCUGAAUGGAAAAAACUGCAAGUUGUCCAGGACAUGGUGCCGUACGCAAAUUUGGGCAUGAUGGCAAACAAUAUUCUCGUUGUUUUCCUUACCGUUAUAUUCUAUAUCAUCUUCUGCCUCAUCCUUCUCUUCAAAUUCUACAAUAAAACCUCCCAAAAGAAGACAUUUGCGCAGAAAUCGAUCUUUUAUCAAAGCGCCCUGAUUUCGGCCGCAAAUUUGUAUACAGCCGCUGUUUACACCUACAUGCAAUUUUUCCCGGUUCCAGCCACUAUGGUCUUUAUUGGACAUGCUGGGUGCAUGUUUUCCCAUGGAUUCCCGGCAAUGGUUUAUUUGACUGUCAACCGCUCUAUCCGGAUGCAAGUUGCCGGAAUGCUUGGUUUCUCGAAAUAUGGUGGCAGAAGAAUUUCCCAGUUCCGCUCGACCGAUCAGUCGAUGCCUUCUAGCGACAUCCGCCCCGACCAAAUCCAUCCCCGCUUCAGCCAGGUUGACAGUGCAAAU
This is a messenger RNA of Mesorhabditis spiculigera, 891 nucleotides long. The record is from the annotation of a GenBank genome assembly. Lineage: Eukaryota; Metazoa; Nematoda; Chromadorea; Rhabditida; Rhabditidae.